AUGGCCAACCUAACAGAAAGACCGUUGUUUACGGACAAAGUCAACACAUUUGAUCCUCUUAUAGAUGCUGAUGUCUAUUUUUGGUUUACUUUAGUCCACGGAAUCAUUCAAGGCCUUGUCAGCUUGCUUGGAAUCAUCUUCAAUUCUGUAAACAUCAUUGUCUACAGCAAAAUGGGUCAAGGUGACUCUGUCAAUAUCGCCCUUCUAGCACUGUCACUGGCCGAGCUGGGCGGCUCCGUUGUCCUGCUGCUCAUAAGUUGCUUUAGCGUCCCAGAGUUGGCCUUGGGUUACCUCCCCGUUGUCUACAUGAUCAGUUGGCUUCACAUCAUCUUCUCCCGCAUCGCCAGCUGCCUCACCGCUUUUGUCACGCUCGAGAGAUACCUGUGCGUGGCGAUACCCUUGAAAGUGAAAGCUUUUAUUACUCCCGGGAGAUCGAGAGCUAUCGUUACCGUUAUUUUUGCGGGAGUGAUUUCUACCCUAUUUCCGCCGUGUUUCUCUAGGAAGAUAGAGUCUAUCAUGAUCCCCGAGACGAACAGAACCAUGCUAAUGUUUAUUUCAAAGGACCAGAACAGUAAAAGCAUGGAGAAUAUAGCUGUCACAGUGAACAAUUUGGCUUUGCUGAUGGCUUUCGCUGUGGUUCUUUUUUCCACAGUGCUCCUAGUCAUUACACUAAGAAAAAAUUCCAAAUGGCGCAGUGAAGUCACUUCCUCUUCGCGAGGCGACCUUUCUUCCACCAGAGAUCAGAAAGUCAUUAAGAUGAUAACUCUGAUUGCUGGAAUAUUUAUCGUGAGUUACCUGCCCGUUGUUGCCGCAGCCGCAGCUAUGUUAAGCGUCCCUGGAUACAGCGUGGAGGGAGAACCUGGGAAAUCACUUUCCUGCUGGAAGGCGUCAACGCAACCGCCAGUAUAUUCAUCUAUUUGA
Messenger RNA from Biomphalaria glabrata, 921 nucleotides. RefSeq names its product FMRFamide receptor-like. The transcript has a single exon. Gene Ontology annotation, cellular component: membrane. Bases 1 to 921 code for a protein of 306 amino acids. NCBI's taxonomy places the organism in Eukaryota, Metazoa, Mollusca, Gastropoda, Planorbidae. Gene Ontology annotation, biological process: G protein-coupled receptor signaling pathway. Gene Ontology annotation, molecular function: G protein-coupled receptor activity. The record is from RefSeq and is a predicted model, not a curated record.